Owenia fusiformis is the source of this 1016-nucleotide messenger RNA. The record is from the annotation of a GenBank genome assembly. NCBI's taxonomy places the organism in Eukaryota, Metazoa, Annelida, Polychaeta, Sabellida, Oweniidae.
ACAGCGAACUAAAAGCAUGGCUGACGAUCUCGAAGAAGACGAAUGGUGGUUACAAAAUGCAGACGAGGGACCAGAUCGGAACUCAGAAUCUGAGGAAAAUGUCCCAUCCCCUCCAGACACUGAGCCUAUCACAAAAGAGGAGCAGAUUAAAGGAAAGAAGAGAAUGGUGGAUGAGUCAGGAAGUGAUGAUGAUGAUAAUGCUGAAAAUGAAGAUAUAAAACCUAAAAAGAAAAAGAAAAAAAGGAAAAAAAAAACCAUCACAGCUGAGCUAGAUGAAAAAGGUGCAGAUCCUGCAACAAUCCAACAGUUUCUAGAUGCUCUUGAGAAGCAUUGGGCGAAGACUUUGACGGCUAUUGAAAGAGAGACUCUGGAUUUAAAAGAUGGUAAAUAUUACAGUGAGUGUAAUGACCUGACGCAUACCCCUGUAUCAUUCCUAAGGACGCUCAUGCCAAAAUGGGCAAAAAUGGUGCAGAAAUACAAUGAAAAGAAAGUCAAGGGUUCACCUAUGGUUUUGAUCAUAACAAGCGCUGGGAUAAGAGCUGCAGAUUUGAACAGACUAGUGGCUGACUUUAAAGGAGAUAAAUGCAAAGUUAUUAAAUUAUUUGCAAAACACAUCAAAGUGAAAGAACAAGUAAAACAGCUUUCUGAGCAAAUGACUCACAUAGGAGUAGGGACACCUGACAGAAUAGCCACUCUCAUAGAAAAAGAUGCUCUGAAACUUGACAACAUAAAACACAUAAUAUUGGACUGGAGUUGGCGGAAUGUAAAACAGCAAAGACUUCAUGAUCAAGCUGACAUAAUGAAGGCUACUGCACUGUUAUUUUCAAAACAUUUAGCAAAACUCGUUCUCGAAAAAACUGCAAAAAUUGGAUUAUUAUGAUGGAAUGUUAAAUAUAUAAAGCAGAACUUGAAUAUUGAUUUAUAUUAAGAAUAACGAAAUUGGAAUAUAAUAGCCAGACUCAUGACAGUAUCAUAUACAGUAUCAUAUACAGUAUCAUAUGGAGUAAUGUUUACAA